AUGUUUGGCAAUGUAAACAGUGACAACCCCUACGGUUUAAAUACCGACAGGGGCAAUAGCUCUAUCCGAGACAGACCAUUCCCUGCUGCUGAUCCAGAAGGUUAUGAGGCUGCUGGUCCUGGAGCGCCUACAUCUGUUGCCCCCUGCGAAAGCUCCUCAGCUGAAGGGGCAUAUGCUGGUGCAGCACCACCUGCCCCAACAACUGCUGCAGAGGAAUGGACGCAACCCCUUGUAAACCCGUUAAGUAGCCUACAAUAUCAGACGAGUCAUGGAGAAAAUCUUGAGGGCUCCCACGAGGGUCCCACCCAACCAGACGGUCUUAAAGGCCCUGAGGGGCAGCAAGCAUUUGCUUUUGCGGGUCCUCCUGAGCGGCCUGGAGCAGGCUCUCGUUUGGAACCCCAAGAGGUCCUUCUAAUGGGCCCCGAUGAAGGUCCCCGUGAGGGGCCCCAAACGCUUGAGGGGUCCGUGGAGAUUCCCCCUGAAGGCCUCCAGACAUAUGCUGUUGACACGUUCCCUGGAGGGAGCCCUGAAGAAGCUCUUUGGGGACCACAAGAAGGCCGUCAUGAGGGGCUCCCUGCGGGACACACUGAGGAGCCCCCUGUCUCAGUGUGUGUGCGUGUUGUGGAUUCGGAAUUUAACGGAGUGGACGCCCCGAUGGUAGAGGAGGCAAUGCAGGAUAUGAGGAGGCAACCUGGUGGAUACCCCGGGGAGGAAACCGCAGCUGCAGCAGAAUCCGAAGGGUAUGGCACAACUCUAGCAGGAGCAGGCAGCAACAGAGCCAACAGCUCCGCUGCGGGGGAUGAGUCCUGCCCUGCGGAGUUACCUACAGAGGAGCAGGCUCCAGCAGAAUCGCUUGAUGCUGCUGCUCCUGCUGUCGCUGAGCUCCCUCUACUCGCUGUAGAACCCCACACAAUCCAGGAACAGCAAGGCAGCACAAAGGAGGGUUCCUGCGGGAGGCCUUUUAGGGACCCCCAAGACGUCCCAAUGAUGCGUAUGGGGGCGCAGGCAGAGACCUGUGAGGCCCCGACGAUGAGCCGUCAGACCCCGUCAGAAGGUGGUGAGCAUAUGAGUGAGGAGAAGAAGACCCCACAAGGCCCUGACAUGGGGUCCUCUUCGUCGCUGUCGCUUUCCCCUUUAGAGACCAGCGUUGCACACUCAUCCCUCUGUGUACUUCUGCCAGCAACAACAGAAGCAGCAGCGACUGCAGAAGCAGCAGAAACAGCAGCACAAGCAGGAGAAGCUUCAGACAGAUUUGUCGGCUCGCAAUUUGCUUUUGAGACGGGAGAUGGAAGGGCCUCACAGGGACUUCCUGGGGGCCCCUGGCUACCCGUAGGAGAGCCGUUAGAAGAAGGGAGCCCCUGCAGCAGAAGUGCCUCCUGCCUUAGCAGAGAGAGCUCCAAGCAGAGACAGAAGAACAAAGGACGCAAUUUAAGGGUUAGCUUCUGUGGGGGAUUUGUGCCUGGAGAAGGAGAAGACGAAGAAAUACAAGACAAGGAAGAAAAUCCUUCUGCUGAGCAUGUGGCAUUCCAAAGGGCUUCCAUAGCGGAGAGAGAGGAGAUGGCUUCUAAAGUACUUCAUUUGCUCCGAUCUGGGGGAGUAGAAGUAGAGGAAGAUAGAUCCCCUCCACAGGAGGCAGACCAACUCAGCUAUCUUCCUCCUUCCUUCUUAUCCCUCCCUCCGCCUUCACAUGAAACCCUCAGGGGCCCAUCAGGAGGGCCACCGUCUCCUGCAGAGGAUGGAUUAGCACCUGCAAAGAGAGAGGCGGCAGAUAGAGACACAAAAAAAAAGGAGGCAGACCAAAGCCUCACUAGCUGCCCGCAGCAGACAGAAGAAGGAGAGCAAGAGGCAGACUAUGCUGUAGUAGAACCUGAGGAGAUAGCUGGUGGGGUACUAAUCCCACCGUCAGCUGGGUGCGUUCCUGCUGGGCCUGAGGCACCAGCAGCACCCUUGCCUGCUGCAGCUGCAACUGCUGAUGCUAUUUCUACUGCAAAGGAUAGUACCGCUACAUCUGCACCAGAAGCAGUAGAGGCAGCUGCCGCAACCGCAGCCGCAGCAGUUGCUGCUGCUGCGUUGGCUGCCUCGACCUUGACAGCAUCGCCUCAAGGCCCAGUGGCGCUUGCUGCUGCUGCAGUUGCUGCAGCAGCAACAGCAGCAACACGCCGGCUUUCUCGCGUUGGUGCAGAAUGUGCUGAACAAGGAGAUGAUACGUCACCUGCAGCAACUGCGCCAGCAGCACCACCACCAGCGGCUGUUGGCGAGCACCAGCAACUGACUGCCAGCGAGCCCGAGGAAGCAGGGGUCCAUCGAAUUUCUCCUGUUGACGCGUUACAUCAAGUAUCAUCCCCAGCGUUGACUGUCACGUGGUUUGACGAUCAAGACCAAAGAAAUGUAGACAGCCAAAACAGCCAACUCAGAGCUACGGAAUACCGCGAGUAUACGCAGCAGGCAGGCGAAGCUUUCCCACCUGUUGCAACCGUAGUAGCAACAGCGGCACCAGCCGUCGCAGCAGCAGAAACGGCACCAGAAGCAGACGUAGGAGUCCAAGCACAAGAAGCAGCAAAAAAAGCAGCAGACACAACAGCAAAAGCAACAGCAGAAGCAACAGCAGAAGCAGAAGAAGAAACAGCAGCAGAAGCACAAGUAAAAGUAGAAGUAUUCCCACCAACAGCAGACACUGAAACAGCGGAGACUUCCGCAGAAGCAGCAGCAAAGGCAGCAGCAGGAACAGCCUCCACAACAAUCGCAACGUCAACAAAACCGACAUCGGGAGAAGCAGCAGCCGACGGAGUGAUGGAAGUCAACGAUACAUAUGCAGCAGAAGGAGCACCCACUGUUGCACAAGAAGAGGAGCAUGAACUACACCAGGGCAACAAUGACACAGGAGACUCACCGGCAGCAGCGACAGCAACAGUUGUAGCUGCUACCGCUGUUGCUGCUGCCGGUGAGGUUGCUGGUGGCUUGUAUAUUCUGGGUUCCGCAGAAGAUGCAAACCGUGAAGGAGACAGUGAAUAUGCAGGAGCAACAGCAGCAGGAACAACAACAGUAGAAGCAGAAGUGCAGCAGCAGACACCGAGUGGCCAACCAGAAGAGGCACAAGCAGGCAGCUGCGAAGGGAGCAGCCAAACCAAUAAAGAGGAGACAGUUGUAGUGGAAAGGAAAGAACACUCAAAUGGAGACGCAGUAUAUAUAAAUCAUAUAAUAGAUAGAAGUAAGGUAGACCAAACAGAAGGUAGAACAGAGGUAGAAGAGAUUGAAGGGAGAGCAGAGCAUAAGGAGACAGAAGAAGCACCGCAGUUAACGGAGACAAAAGUAGAAGAGGAGAUAAAGGAGACAGAAGAGGUAACGCAGAGAAAGGAGACAGAAGUAGUAAAAGAGAUAAAGGAGACAGAAGAGGUAAUGCAGAGAACGGAGACAGAAGUAACAGAAGAGGUAAAGGAGGCAGAAGAGGUAAUUCAGAUAAAGGAGACAGAAACAACACAAGAGAUGAUGGAGUCAGAAGAAGUAACGCAGAUACAGGAGACAAAAGUAACACAAGAGAUACGGGAGACACAAGAAAUGAAAGAGUUGAAGGAGACAGAAGUAGUACGAGAGAUAAAGGAGACAGAAAAGGUAAAAGAAUUAAAUGACGAGGAUGAAGCAACCGACAAAAAGGAGACAGAAGAAGCAACUGAUAGGAAGGAAACACGAGCAACAACAGAGAUAAAAGAAACAGAAGAAAACGAAGUGAUAGAGACGAGUCAAGAAGUAACAGAACCGGAGCAGCAAAAUGCCAACUCGUGUACUGAACAAGUCAGAGAAGCGACGACGACACAAGAAAAAGAGGAGUCGAAAGAAAAGGCAACAACAGAAAUGGAGGUAAUUAAAAAGACGGAAGAUAAAACGGAGACAAACCCCUCAGCAAACCAAUAUUCCCCGCUAGCUGGCACGCCAGAUACUUCUGGGCUUAUUGCUGAUGCUGCAGAAGGGCAAGCAGCAUCAGCAACAGCAGAAGCAGGAGAAGGUUGGGCAGGCGAGGCAGCAGCUGCUGCUGCGGAAGAAAAGAAGAGCGAUAAGCCUGAGCCCUCGUGGGGCCCGCCACCAUUGCACCUUGGUCCCCCCGAUACCUCUUGGACCCUUGAAGCCUUUGGGGACCCUGAACCCUCCGGGGCCCAUAAAGCCUCUGGGGCGCCUGAAGCCUGUUUGGCCCCUGGAGCCCCUGAGGUCCCUGAAGCCGCCGGGGACCCCAAAGCCUCUGGUGCCCCCAAUGCCACUGGGGACCUUGAAGCCUCUGGGGCGCCUGAAUCCUCUUGGGUCCCCGGGGAUUCAGGGGCCUUUGGGACCCCUCAAGUGCCUGAGGGCACUGGGCCUUCAGAGACCCCCAAGGACCCCUUAGAGUUUGAGGCUUCCGAGGCCCCUGAGGCACUAGACGCCACUGGAACCCCUGAGGGUUUUGCUGGUGCUGCCGCUGUCGUCCGGUGUGGUAGUAGCGAGGACGCACCUGAAGAGCUCGCAGCCUCAAAUGCAGGAGCAGUCACAGGAAAAGAUUUAGCAGCAGAUGCAACGCCAGACGAACCAGCAGCAGCAGAUGCACCACCAGCAGGUACAUCAUCAGCAGAUAUAGCAGCAGCAGAUACAGCAGAAGCAGAUGCAGGAGCAGCAGAUACAGCAGCACCAGAUAUGGCAGCAGCAGAUACAGCAACAGCAAAUACGGCACCAGGAGAUACAGGAGCAGCGCAUACGACAGCAGCAGAUACAAGUGCAGAUACAGCACCAGCAGGUACAGCACCAGACAUAGCAAAAGAUACAGCAUCAGCAGAUACAAGUGCAGAUACAGCAGCAGACGAACCAGCAAAUGGUGAAGCGGAUGCAGCAGAAGACGAAACAGCAGAAGCUGCAGCAGAAGCUGCAGCAGAAGCUGCAGCAGAAGCUGCAGCAGAAGCUGCAGCAGAGGCAGCAAUAUAUGUGCAAGAGUGUGCAACGGCCGCCACAGCACCAGUUGGAGUGUCUUUUGAAGCUGCAUCUCCAGCAGCAGCCGAUGCGGCAGCAGAUGCAGAUACAGCAGCCUCACAACCAUGUACCGGAUCAAAAGACACACCAGAGGGAGCGAAAACAGAAGAGGCAACAGCAGAAGAGGUAGCAGCAGCAGACGCAACAUCAGGAGAGGCAUUAGCAGAAGAACCACACUUUACAGCAAAAGAAGUAGCAGCAGAACCAAAAGAGCAAUCUGCAGCAGCAUAUACAGUUGAAGCAACAACAGACGAAGCAGCAUGGGAAACAGCUGAACGAGCAGCACCUGCAGCAGCAGAGGAAGCAGCAGGCUCUAUAACAGCAGCCCACCAAGGACCAGCUGCUGCAGGUGAACAAGAGCCAGCAGCAGAAACACCAGUGCCUGGGGAUGCAACAACUGCAUCAGCAGCUGCAGCAGCACCAGAAGCAGAAGACGUUGGUGCAUGUAGAGUAACUAUUCCAGCGGCAGGAAUAUCUGCUGCAGCAACGGAAGCAGAAGGUGAUGAUGCUGCUGCACCAUUUCCAGCAGAGGAGGAACCAGCUGCACGGAAAGAAGGAGCAGCUGCAAGAGCGCCAUCGGAUGAAACAGCACACAUACCCGCUGCUGACACAACAGCAGCUGCAGCAGAGCCAGCAGAAGCAGAAGAAGCUGUUGCAGCAACAGAACAGGAAGGGAUUGCAACGGAAGCUGCACGAGCGAGUCCAGCAGCCGAUGCAGUAGCAGAAUCACCAGCAGCUGUAUGCACUGCAGCAGAUGCUAUAGCAACAGAUACACGAACCGCAGAUUCCGACCCAGGUGCAGCAACAGCAUAUGUAGCAGAAGAUACACCCGCUGCAGACGCAGCAGAAACAUAUACAGCAAGACAUGCAACAGCAGCGGAUACACCAGAAGCAGAUGCAGCAACCGCGUAUGUAGCAGUCGCGUGUACAGCAGCAGAAGCAACUGUAGUAUCUACAGCAGCAGAUACAGCGACAGUAGAUACAGCAACAGGAUAUACACCAGCAGCUGUUGGCAAAGGGACAGCAGACAAAACAGCGGCAAAUACAGCAGCAGCAGAUACAGAUGCGGCAGAUACAGCUGUGGCAGAUACAGCUGCUGACGUGGCAGCAUCAGACGCGUUAAAAACAAAUACAGUGGCAGACGAUAAAGCAGCAACAGACAGAGUACCAGCACAUACACCUGCAGAAAGCGCACCUGCACCACAUACAGCAGCGGAAACAGCAAGAGCAGAAGUAGCAGCAGCAGACAAAGCACCGGCAGAUACAGCAGCAGCACAUGCAGCACCAAACAAAAUAGCAACAGGAUUUGUAGCAGCAGUAGAAGACGCAAAAACAACAGAUACAGCAGCAGCAUAUACUGCAGCAGCAGCUCUAGCUGCAGAAGAUAUAGCAGCAGCAUUUACAGGGGCAGAUACAGCAACAGAAGCCACAGCAACAGCAGCGGCAGUAGAAGAAGGAAUUACAGCAGAUCUUGCAGCAGCCGAUGCAGGAGAUGCAGCAACAGAUGCAGCAGCAGAGAUAGCGGCAGAUGCAGCAAGUGCUGAGGCCGUAGCUGCUGCAGCAACGGACGCAGCGGCAGGGUCAGAAAAUACUGGUGGAUCAACUGCUGUGACGGCAAAAGCAGCAACAGAUUCAUUGGGGUCUGAUGCGGCGACAAACCCAGCAGCAGAGAUAGUGGCGGAUACAGCACCAGACACUGCAGCAGCAGAUACAGCUGCUGAUCUAGUAGCCCCUGUGACAGCAGGCGUAGCAACGUCUGACUCAGUAGCCGUUGCAGCAGCAGCUGGAGCAGCGGAUAUACCACGAAAAGCAGCGGCAGGUGCAGGAGCGGAUACACCAGCAGGCGCAGCAACGGAUUCAAGAGGUGCUGAUUUAGCAUCACCUGCGGCAGCAGAGGCAGCAGCAGAGGCAACAGCAGAAGCAGCAGCAGAGGCAACAGACACUGUUUCAGUAGAUCCCGCCUCAGCAGAUGCGGCAAUAGACCCAGUUACAGACGCAGUAGCAGACACAGAUGAAGCAGCAGACACAGGUGCCGACACAGCUGCCGACACAGCUGCAGGUACAACUGCAGACACAGCAGCACAACCACAUGCUGUCGCUGUCGCAGCAGCAGCAACGGCAACCGCAGGUGCAGCGUCGGAUAACACAGUAGAUAUCGCAGCAGCGGACGCAGCAGCAGGCGCAGGAGUUGCUGAUCCAGUGGUUGCACCAACAGUAGCAGCAGCGGAAGGCGCAGCAGCAGUCGCAGCAGUUGCAGAGGCAGCAACUAGCGCAGCAGCGGAUAUCGCAACAUAUGCAGACGCAGCAGCAGAGGCGGCAACAUUGAAAGAAACGGAAGCAGCAGCCGAUGCAGCAGGUGUUGAUGCAAAAGUUGCAGCAGCAGAAUACGAAGCUGAUGCUGUUGCAUGGGCUAGGGCAGCAGCAGACGCAGGGGCAACGGCGGACCCAGCAGAAGAACCCGCAGCAGUAAACAACGCAGUAAAUGCAGCAACCGAGGCAGCAGCAAACGCAGGAGAAGACACAGCUGCAGAGGCAGAAAAUGCAACAGCAGAGGCAGCAACAGAAGCAGCAGAAGGCACAGCGUCAGGUAAGGCAGCAGAGGCAGCACCUUCUGGUGCAGUGGCUUUUGUGGCAACAGGCACAGGCGCAGAUGCUGCAGAACAUGCAGCAGCUGCGGUUUUCAUGCCUCGGGAGUUAGUACCAGAUGUAGCUGAAGAGGUAGCACCCGCGGAUGAUUCAUAUGCAGCAGCAGACGGAGGGGGGGCAGCAUAUGCGGCACCAGAUGCAACGGCAGACCCGGCAGACCGAGCAGCAGACGUACCUGCAACGGCGACAACAGAGACAGCAACAGUUGCAACCACAGGCCCAGCAACAGGCAUUGUAGCUGACUCAGCAGCAACCCCAGCAAAAGAUGCAACGGCAGACGCAGCAUCGGACGCAGCAGCAGGUGUACCUGCUAUGGCAACAACAAGAACAGCAGCAGUUGCGGCCACAACCGCAUCAACAGGUAUUCCAACAGACGCAGGCGCAGACGCAGCAGCAGACGCAGCAGCGUCUGGUGCAGGAGAUACCCUGGCAGCAGCAGCAGCAGGCGCAGAGGCAGCGGGGGACGCAGCAGUGCCCGUCGUAUUACCUCUCGCAAAGGCACGACAACGUGUAGCAGCUGGCACAGAGACAGGUGAGGUGUAUGCAGCAUACGACGUAGCAGCAGACACAGCAACAGAAGCAGCAGUAAAGCCAGCAGCAGAGUCAGCAGGAGGCACUGCAGCAGGUACUGCAACAUACACAGGAACGGACGCAAACUCAUUGGCAGUCGCAGCAGCAGGCGCAACAACGGAGAUAGCUGGUGACUCAGCAGCAGACACAACAGCAGAUAUAGCAGGCGCAACUGCUGCAGAUACAGCACCUCCCGUGACAGCAGACACAGCAACAGAGGAAGGAACAGACUCAGCAAUGCAGGGAGCAUCGCAGGCAGCAACCGGCACAGAAAUGGAGGCAAGAACCUCCGACGCAGCAGAGGAAGCAGCAAAGGUACAAGAAGAGAGAAAAGCAGCAGAAAACAAAACAGCAGCGGCAGCAGCAGUGGCAGCAGCGGACGCAGAAGAAGAGUCAGAGGCAGCAGGAGAACCCACAGCAGAAGGAGACGCAAAAGCAAGCCUAACAGCAGAGGCGGCAAUGGAAGCAGAAGCAGACGCGGGAGCAGUAACCGACGCAGCAGCAGAAGCAGCAGCAGAAGCAGCAGCAGAAGCAGUAACUUGUGAACCCAUAUAUCCCGUGGCAGCAGGUGCAGCAGCAGGUGCAGCAGAACAUGCAGCGGAUGGUGAUGUAAUGCCCCUCGUGGUAGCAGAUGCAACAGCAUGUGCAGCAGAAUAUGCAGGAGAUGCUGGCGCAAUGCCUCUCGUGGUGGCAAAAGCAACACCAGACGCAGCAGCAGCAGCAGAAUCAGAAGCAGCAGCUCCGGAUAUAGUAACAGAGACAGCAAAACAGGUAGCAGUUCCGGAAACAGUAGCAGAGGCAGCAGCUGACGCAGCAGCAGGGGCAGGAACAUAUGCCAAGGAAGCAGUAGACAUAGCAGCUGACGCAGGAGCAGAUCCAGCAGCCGACGCAGCAGCGAGUAAGUCCGAAGGUGCCACAGUUGCUUAUGUGCCAUAUCCUGUGGCUGUAGACCCAGUAGCAUACGCAGCAACAGAUACAGCAGCAGACGCAAUGGCAGCAGAUGCAUUAGCAGCGGAUGUACUUACGGAAGCGGCCGCAGCAGUUGCAGCAGUAGAUACAGUAGCAAACGCAGCAGACACAGUAGCAGCAGACACAGUAGCAGCAGAUACAGAGACAGACUCAGCACAGGCGGCAGUAGCAGCAAUACAGAUAACAGCUAGCGCAGCAACAAACUCGGCAACAGGGAAAGUGGCAGAGGUGGCAACUGACGCAGCAACAGACGCAGAUCCGCCAGCAGCUGAUGUAGCAGCUAUCCCAGCUAUUAAGGCAGCAGAAGAUGCAGCAUCAGCACACUCAACAACAGCAGCAGCAGCAGAUGCAACAGCGAAAUUGGCAACUGUCUGUGAAUUACCUCCCGUGGCAAUCAAUAAAGCGGAAGUGGCAGCAGCAAAUACAACAGUAGUGGCAGGAGCAGCAGACGACACAGACGCAACGAACGCAGCGCCACCCGUAGUAACGAAUCCAGUAACACGGGAAGUGGCAGACGCAGCAGCGUAUGCAGCAGCACAGCCCACAUCAAAUGCAACAGCAAUUCCGUCUGCGGUUGAUCAUGUAGUAGCCUCCGCCGUAGCAGACGCAGCAGUAGACCCAGCACCAUUCGGAGCGCCAGCCGCAGCAGCAGACAGAGCAGUUUAUGCAACAGCAGACGCAACAGUAGAUGCAGCAGCACAGCCAGAAACGGACCCAGCAGGAAUCCUAUCAGCAUCUGCUGGUGCAGUAACCUUCGUGGCAGCAGACGCAGCAGCGAAGGCAGCCACAGAUGCCUUGGUAGCCACAAAUGCAGCAGCUGUAGCAGCCGAUCCCUCAACUAAGGCAGCCACUUUACCCAAAAAAACCACUGCAGCAACGGAAGCAGCAGCUGAUGAUGGAGUGGCCUUCAGAUUGGCACGUACAGCAGCUACACGCGUUGUGGAUCCUGCAGCAGCAAAUGCAGCAACGGACGUAGAAGCAAUAGCAGUAGCAGCUGUCCCAACAGCCAAUGAAGAAGCUGUCCCAACAGCAAAUGCAACUGCUGAUUUUAAUGCGACAGCUCCUGCUCUAGUAGACGCCGCAGCAGACCAGGCUGUGACAACAGGUCCGACUGCAGUAGUUAGCCCUCUCGCAGCAGCAGAUGUAGCUGCAGAGGCUGCAGCUGCUGGUGCAAUAUUUUCCGUAGCCACUAGUGUAGCAUGUGCAGCAGACGCAAAUACAGCAGGUGCUGCGGACGCAGCAGCAGACACAACGGCGGAUGCAACAACAAAAGCAAUAGCAGAAGCAGCCACAGACUCAGCAGCAAACGUAGCAGUUGCUGAUGGAGUAGCUGUCCUAGCACCAGAUACAGCAGAAUCAGCAACGGAACCACCGGAAGCAACGGCAGAAGGCGCAGCAGAUGCAGCCUUUGCUGAUGUAGUUUAUGCCGUUGCAGCAGAAGCACCAGACACAGCACAUGCCGCAACAGAAAAGGCAGCAACUGCUGAUAUAAUGCCCGCCGAGGUAGCAGUGCCAGCAGCAGACGCAACAGCAGAGGCAGCAGUAGAUUCGGCACCAGAGCAAACAGCAGUAAUAGCCCCAUGUGCCACAGUAGUACCAGCAGCUGCUCCAGGAACAGACACAGUAGGUGAUGCACAAAUUGAUGCAAGGGCCAGCAUAGCAGCAGGAGAAGCAGCAGACACAGCCGCUGCUAAUGCAGUAGCAGACGCAACAGCUGUUAGUGCAGCAACAGAUGCAGCAGUACUCGCUACAGCACACGCAACAUCACACACUGAACAUUUUGAUGAGCGAAAUCCCCUUGCAGCAGACGCAGGAGCAGGCACAGCAGCAGAUGCAACAGCGACUGAUGCAGCAGCAGAUACAGCAACAGACGGAGCAGCAGAAGCAGCACGACAGGCAACAGUUACUAAUGCAGUAGCUCCUGUAGCAGCAGGCGCAGCAGCCGACGCCAUAACGGAGGCAGCAACAGAUACAGCAACAGCAUCUGUGGCUGUCUCUGCUGCUGCAGAAACAGCCACAGAAGCAACAACAGCAGUCGUAACCGCCACAGAUGCGGACGCAGAUGCGGCAGCAGCAGCAGCAGCAGCAGCAGCAGGGGAAUCAGCCACAGAGGCAGCGUCUUCUGAUACGGGAACACUGGAGGCAUCCCUCUCAGCAGCAACCGCAGCAGAGGGCGCAGCGCGUGAUGCACCAGCUCCGCUAACAGAGGAGGCAGCACCAGACGCAGGCGCAGCAACAGGUGCAGCCGUGGCAGGUGCCACAGAAACAGAGGCAGCAACAGGCUCAGCAGCAGAGGCAGUAGUUGACACAGAUUGUAAUGGGAAUCGGGAUCAGCAUCAGGUUUGUUUGGAUCCCCAAGUGCCACCUAACCCACAGUCAGGACCCUCCACAUUCUCAGAGGAGCCUCAGCAGGUAGCAGCAGAGACCCCCAAGCAAGAAAGCAGCAGCAGCAACAAGACCACCACCAAAGACAACACCGGAGAAGCCGCAUGCACUAGCAACAAUCUCCGGGAGAGCGCCAGCACAAUUUGCAGCAGCAGGAGCAGGGGAAGGUUUCCUGCUGGGAGAACUGAGGGAGAUCUCAGCAGCACCUUGGGGACUCGAGCAAGUGAAAGACAGCUGUUCGUAGGAGACAGUCGCUGGCGCAUGCAGCUCGGAUCGGGGACAGUUGGCGCUUUGCCGAAGGCAGAGGACUCUCUUUGGGGGGCCCUCGAUUUGCUGCCUGCACGGCAGCCGGAUGCUGCAGCGCCACAGAUAGAACUCAUUAUUAAAGAUGUUGUCGUUAAGGAGGCACCUAUAACCGCUCCCCUGCCUGCUAGGAGGCCCCCUUCCGCCUUCAGCAGGGGCCCUUCACGAUGCCCCUCCCCACAAACAGCAGGCGCCGCAACAACAACACCGGCCGCAACUGCAGCAACAGCACCAUCCACAACGGCAACGACCACAGCAGCAGCAGCAGCAGCAGCAUCAGCAACACCAGCCGCAACUGCAGCUGCAACAACAGCAACAGCCACAACAACAACCAUCACACCAGCAGCAGCUGCAGCAGAAUCACCAUCAACACCAGCAACACCAGCAGCAACAGCAGCAGAUGCACCAAGACCAGCAGCAACAGAGACAGCACUAGAAGCAGCAACAGAAGCACCAACGGCCACAGCAACAACACCAACGCAGCAUGGGAAAUCGUCUGCUACAGCAGCAGGGCUGGCUGGUGCAGAUGCUGCCAGCAGCAGGCUGCAGGUCGCUCAGACAGCGGGGCCCCCGUACCGUCGUCCUUCAUCUGCUAUUCCAUUCCAGGGGGGCCCCACCUCUCUUUAUACAGUCCCCGUCAACACAAUCCGAGCGCCCCCGCAGCAGCUGGGGGGGGCCCGGGGGCCCCCUGUGUAUGCUUUUAACCCUGCUGCCUCCUUGUUCCCUAGCGGCUUGUCACGUGCUAUUGGAUCACAGGGGCCUCCAAAAGGACCACCUACAGGGCCCCCUAUGGGCCCCCCUAGAGGCCUUCCAAGAGCCGUUGCCACAGGGCCCCCCCGCACAGUAUCUCCUAUAGCAGUCCCUGUACAACAGACGCUGUCUGCUGCUGAUGAUGAUGCUGCUGCUGCCGGGUGUCAGGGGAACGCAGUCCACGCUGCCCUCCUCUCCUUAGAAACAAGGACCCCUGCAGGCGUCUCUGGGCGCUAUAUAGUCCCCACCCACGCAGCAGCUGCUGCUGCUGCUACAGCAGCAGCAGCCCCUGGGCUAACUUUACCGACACGCCCGAUCACCACACCAACUCCAGGAGGCCCCCCCCACCUCCUAAAUCUGCAAAGGGCAGCCCCUUUCGCUACCCUGCAAACUUCUCUUCAGGCUCCAAGGCAAACUCUACGGGGCCCGACGGCCUUAAAGGGACCCUUGCAGCAGAGCGCUGCACAGGAUCCGCCUUUUGGAGCCCAACAUUUCCCCCAACAGGGGCCCCCGCAAGGCCUUUUGCAGGGGCCCCCGCUGGGCCUCCCAAGUAGGAUCGCACAGGUGCCCGUACACGGGCACCAAUUUGGGAAUCCGCAGGUGCCCCCGCAGGGCCCCCAGGAUGAAUCAGGAAAGGGGGGGCUGCCCUUUGCUUCGCCUCUCCCUUGGAGGCCCCUGUCAUCACUUUCUCAGGAUGGAAUCAGCACUCAGCAGCUGCUGCAGCAACACAAUGCAUCAAGGGGGCCCAUCAACCAGGGCCACAGACCCCUGUUGUCCCCUGUCCCCUCACAGCCCCCUCAACAAAGUCCCUCUUCAGAGACACUCCCUCUCCGAAACAGCCCAGCUGCUACUGGGGCUGCAGCAGAAGCUGCUGCUGCAGCACCUGUAGCAGUACCAGCAGAACCAGUAGCAGCAACAGCAUCAGGACUUGCACCACCGAUAGCAGCAGCACGACCAUUGUCAGCAGCAGCUCCUGCUGCAAGUGUGCAGAGACCGUUUGUUCCCGUGGCAUUACAGCGGCCUGCGGAGGGGUCUUUUCUGGUGCCUGGCGCAGCAUUCAGUCGUCCCCCCAGCGCAUACGUCCCCCCGUUUCUCCCUUCCUUGACUGUGCCACCCUCCUACCGUCCUGCGUCUCCUCUGCCGUCAUCGCCCAUGGGUCCGCCGGGGCCCCUGAGGCCCCAGGGGCCCCCUGGCCCUCGUGGUGUUGCUACAACUGUUCCUGCUGAUUCCGCCGCGAUUGCCACACCCGCGCACAGCAAUCCUUUGCACCCUAUGCCCCAUAAUAUCCCAGCAGCACCUCUGCGGCCGCCCGCCGCUGCUGCUGCUGCUGCUGACUCCUUUGCUACCGGUACGCCUGCAGGGAACCCAGUCAGCUGUCUCCCUCCCCUUUCAGGGCCCCCCGAAGGGGGACGGCCUGCUGCACCCGCCAACGGCGGGCCCCCCCCUUUUGCAUUAGCGCGACCGCGGCCCCUCACAGCAAGGCUUGAACAGCAGCAGCAACAGCAACCGCAGCAACAGCUGCUUCAGCAGGCUUCAGGAGCCUACGCCCCUACAAAUCCCCUGUCAAAGCACCCCACCCGUCUGCCUGUAGGUGUAUCGAAAGCGGUUUGGAGGCCCCGCCCCACCUCGUCGCUUCUUCCAAGGGGAUCUGCUGCCUCCCCCGCCUCUGUCGCUGCCCCUCCUGUUUCCUUCGUGGGUCCUUCUGUGCCUACUGUCGCUCCCGUCUCUAUAUCAGGCCCCACAGGUCAACCGGGAGGCAUCUCGCCAGUAUGUCAGCCCCAAGCAUUCUCUCCGCUGUCCCUGGAGGGGAGUGCAAGGGGAAUCACCAAUACCCCACAACCCCCGGGAUCGUCUCUGGGAUCGGUAUCUGUACCAGGAUCGCGCUUCCAAAGUGAGACAGUACUGCUGCUGCGGCAGCGGCGGCUGCCAGCUCAGCAGCAACUGUGA
Messenger RNA from Eimeria maxima, 14556 nucleotides. RefSeq lists its product as hypothetical. The record is from RefSeq and is a predicted model, not a curated record. The transcript has 9 exons. The coding region runs from base 1 to 14556 and encodes 4851 amino acids. NCBI's taxonomy places the organism in Eukaryota, Apicomplexa, Conoidasida, Eucoccidiorida, Eimeriidae.